AAAGUAUGAAUAAGUCUAAUAUUUCAAAGAGUAAGGAAUUUAUAGAAAAGGAGAGGAAGUCCCGAGAAGGUCUUCGACUUUCAAUCGAACGAGAGCUUGUUGGUGAUAUGAUAAGGUUGCUAGAUGAUAAGCUAUACUGUGAUAUAACAUUUAUUAUUGACGAUGAUGAUUUUCCUGCACAUGUUGCAAUUUUGUGUGCAAGGGCUCCUGCGUUCAGCCAGAAGUUUCUUCCUCAGCUCCUUACACCAACAGCAGUACAAUCAUGUAUUUACAUUCAGAAUAUAAAACCAGAAGAAUUUUCAGUUUUUUUAAGGUUCGUAAUUCUAGUCAAAAUCGUCAAAAACAUGAAAAAUAUGGAUGUGUUUAGUAUAUCUGUAUUUUCAUGGGUCGUGUGGCAGUUAAGUGCAAUUUACUUGGUAUCCCAUCUGAGCAGAGUUUACUGUUGGGGUCUCCCACUUUGCUUGUAGGUUUUUCCAUGUUCAUUAUCCAUGUUCAUUUUUCCAUUGUUAAUUCCAGUUUAA
Messenger RNA from Actinia tenebrosa (Australian red waratah sea anemone), 521 nucleotides. RefSeq lists its product as uncharacterized. The record is from RefSeq and is a predicted model, not a curated record. Gene Ontology annotation, molecular function: protein binding. NCBI's taxonomy places the organism in Eukaryota, Metazoa, Cnidaria, Anthozoa, Actiniaria, Actiniidae.